AUGAGACGUCAAUUUCCUCGUGGUAGUUCACCGAAAACAGUCUAUUUGUAAAAACAUUUUUUUUUCAUUUAUCCUUUUUGUUUAUUUUCACACUUUUUGUUAUUUGAUUUUUGACAAAAUUUUGAUAUAAAUUUCAGGCUUAUCUAAUUGAAAUUGUCGUCGAAACAUUAGCUGAUGGAAAUGAAAUGGAUAAACUACAACAAAUUGUUACAUAUAGAGUUAUUAAUGAUUCAAAACCUCUAGCGUUUCUAUUAUUAUCUUAUGAAGCAAGAUGUUCGACACUUUUUCAAAGUGGGGUUGAUAUUUUAGCAAGAAACAAAGCAAGUGAUGAAAUUGUUGAAGUUAUGUUAGAAAAACAACAUAUUGUUGAUGCUUUUCGAUUUAUUGAUGCUCGAAAUCUCAACGAAAGUAUUAUUCCAAAAGUUGUUGAAGCUGCGAAACAUUGUUCUAGACAAACACAAUAUGCUAUUAAAGAACAUUUGACUGAGAAAAAGGCAAAAGGUUUGUAUUUUUAUCGAAAAUAAAUUGACUGAAAUUAUAUUUCAGCAACAAUUAUAAAUUCCCUUCCUGAUUUAUAUGAACAAUCGGAGAUUGAUAAAACUGCCAAUGAACUUGCCACGUGUCAAAGUUUCGAAGUAUAA
This is a messenger RNA of Caenorhabditis angaria, 641 nucleotides long. NCBI's taxonomy places the organism in Eukaryota, Metazoa, Nematoda, Chromadorea, Rhabditida, Rhabditidae. The record is from the annotation of a GenBank genome assembly.